This is a messenger RNA of Anopheles coustani, 396 nucleotides long. RefSeq names its product small ribosomal subunit protein bS21m (gene mRpS21). NCBI's taxonomy places the organism in Eukaryota, Metazoa, Arthropoda, Insecta, Diptera, Culicidae. Gene Ontology annotation, molecular function: structural constituent of ribosome. Gene Ontology annotation, cellular component: ribosome. The transcript has 3 exons. The record is from RefSeq and is a predicted model, not a curated record. The coding region runs from base 104 to 367 and encodes 87 amino acids. Gene Ontology annotation, biological process: translation.
CCAGAACGUGCUGGUUUCUACGAAAGUGUUUUGUUCUCGUGCGAAAAUAUUGAAAUUAAACAUCCAUCACCAUUCGGCAGGCAGUGUUCAGCAGAAUCCCAAAAUGCGGCACGCAAAGUUUAUCGCACGCACAGUCUUGGUGCAAAACAACAAUGUUGAAGAGGCCUGCCGGGUGCUGAAUCGUAUUCUGGGAAAGGAGGAAAUUUUCGACCAAUUCCGACGCACUCGUUACUACGAAAAGCCGUUCCAGACCCGACGACGCAUCAACUUUGAGCGCUGUAAAUCGAUUUACAACGAAGAUAUGAACCGCAAAAUUCAGUUUGUAUUGAGGAAGAAUCGCGUCGAACCGUUCCCUGGAUGCAAUUAAUGUAGAAAAAUAAAUGUUCAUGUAGUAUA